CACCAGAACCAGCAGGAUGAGUUGCCCCAGCCCCCCAGCUACGAGCAUGAGCCUGUGCCACCAUGGACAGAAGGCAGCCAUGGAUACUCAGAAGGUCCCAGAAGCAGCCCAGAAGUGACACCGUCCUCGGACAACCCCUUGCCUUGUGAACUAUGCACUCACAUCUGCAUCUGGCUCCAGGAAAGGGCAAAGAGGUCCAAUGUGGUCAAGAGUUGCCUAGUUCCUGCCCAGGAUGAGGAGCAGGUUGUGCCUCAGCACUGGGCUUGUUCCCACAGAGCAGACACAGGUCACAGCAUGGAGAUGAAGCCAGAGGCACGUGUCGCCUGCCAGGUGAUGCUGGCCCUGCUUUUCACAGCUCUCUUCAUCACAGCCAUCGCUUUUGCAGGUGAAUGUCGAAGUUUUAGUCUCACAGUGCAAGCUUUUCAGCCUCAUGCCCAGCCUUGCCUUCAGUGCCCCUUGGACUGGAUCAGGUACAGAGGAAAAUGCUACUAUUUUUCUGAGGCUGAGGGGAACUGGACAUCCAGCCGGGAGAACUGCUCGGCACUUGGUGCUUCCUUGGCCACGCUGGACAGCACGGAGGACUUGAGCUUUGUGAUGAGAUACAAAGGCAUCUCAGAGCAUUGGAUUGGCCUUUUGAGGGAGGAUGAGGAGCAGCCAUGGCAAUGGGUGAACAGCUCACCUCUAUCCCACCUGUUUCAGAUCCGUGGUGGUGGGCUCUGUGCUUACCUGGAUGACAAUGGGCUCAGCUCCUCCCACUGCAGCACUGAGAGGAGCUGGAUUUGUAAUAAACAUGAGCUGCAGAGCCCAGGCAAGGGCAACAGGAUGAGACGGCCUCCAAACCUCUGUGUCAGCUCCUUGGGUGCUGCAGGGAGGCCUUCUCACUCCCAGAUUUCUGGUGCACCAUAGGGGCAUGAAAGAAAAUCUCAGAAAGAUUUUGAAAUCCCUAGGCAAGGUGUUAUUGGGGUUUCCAGGGGCCAACAAGGUGUUUCUGGGAGAAGGCAGCUUUUGGGGAUCCACAUGAGAUAGUUCUUGAGA
Serinus canaria (Common canary) is the source of this 1035-nucleotide messenger RNA. RefSeq names its product C-type lectin domain family 2 member B-like. The transcript is spliced from 8 exons. The record is from RefSeq and is a predicted model, not a curated record. The coding region runs from base 295 to 906 and encodes 203 amino acids. NCBI's taxonomy places the organism in Eukaryota, Metazoa, Chordata, Aves, Passeriformes, Fringillidae.